This is a messenger RNA of Phyllopteryx taeniolatus (common seadragon), 2805 nucleotides long. Its product is annotated as kinase suppressor of Ras 1-like. NCBI's taxonomy places the organism in Eukaryota, Metazoa, Chordata, Actinopteri, Syngnathiformes, Syngnathidae. Gene Ontology annotation, molecular function: protein kinase activity; ATP binding. The record is from RefSeq and is a predicted model, not a curated record. Bases 153 to 2471 code for a protein of 772 amino acids. The transcript has 18 exons. Gene Ontology annotation, biological process: protein phosphorylation.
GAGACUCAUAGGAGGGAGGGGAUAGAAAAACAGGGAGUGUGAUAACAGUGCAGGGAACACCGCUGGAACUCCGACAGUGUGUUUCUGUGCAGCCGGCUGCACGUUACGUUGGAACAACACCUGGAUUAUGACGUGCUGUACAUCGUGUUGACAUGGCCGCAGGUGGGAACCUCUUAGUAGGCAGUGUGCUGCAGAUGCCCGCCGGCUCUGAUGUGCAGGACGCAAUGAAGCGCAGGGUCUCCAACUCGGAGGAUCGGUCACGCCUCCCUGCUGCCCUCUCCUGUCUAAAGAGUUCAACAGAAACAGGUGGAGACAUGAGGCCUAAUUCCCAACAGCACACUGAUGGCCUCCCUGCUGUCACUCAUUCCAGCAACCAGCAGCCCACAGUCAGCCAAGGCCGUUCCAUCUCCAUAUCCGCGAUUCCGUGUUGGAGUGACAACCAACCUUACGUACCGACUGAGGAAAUGCUCGACGCCUUUUCGCCGGACCCGAGCACUCCCUACAGAAUCCGAGCUUCUAAGAUACAAACAGCCAAAACGGCCCGUACGCCUCCGCCGCAUUCCCGUAAGCUGCUGCAGCUCCUGCCCAUCUCCAUCGGACCGGCACGCAGCAAGAGUCACGAGUCACAAGUGGUGAACCGCACUGAGGAGCCUGCUAACCACAAGGCCAACAAGAAGAACAAGGCUGUGGCUGCUAUUCAUCUCAAUGGGAACAGUCUUGAGGAUUCCAACUUGCGUUCACCCCUGCUGUCUGCUCGCACACACGGCCCUGUGCCUGCAUCAGCCCCAUACACAAUGACUGCUGCCCCAACAUCCCUGGACAACCUUAGCGUACACAGGAGUUCACCUCAGACACUGAGGCGAGAUAUUGGCUUGGCUGUUACACACAGGUUUUCGACGAAAUCGUGGCUCUCCCAGACAUGCCAAGUGUGUGGCAAGAACAUGAUCUUUGGCGUCAAGUGUAAACACUGCAAAUUAAAGUGUCACAACAAAUGCACCAAAGAUGCUCCCUCUUGUCGGAUAUCAUUUCUCACAUUGCCAAAGAUGCGAAGGGCAGAAUCGGUACCAUCGGAUAUCAAUAAUCGUAUUGAUCACAAAGCAAAGAUUCCACUGCAGUUUGGCACGUUACCAAAGGCAAUAACCAAAAGGGAACGUCCUGUCCAGCUUGACUCCAGCAGUAACCCAUCGUCAGCCACCUCCUCCUCACCAUCCUCUCCAGCACAUUCUCAGCAAAGCAACCCACCCAGUGUCAGCACCACACCCCCACUCAACACAUCUCCGCAGGCUUCCAAGGACGACAACUUCCGCUUCCCAGAUGUUCCUGAUUCGAAGAAUAAUGAUAGUCAACAGUCUGACAGCUCCAACGACUCCGGAGUAUCACAGACAGCCAUUACUGAGACGCAGCUAAAAGCAGCCGAGGAAGACCAGAAGGCAGAGGAGGAUCUUCCUGCUGGACAUGACCAAGGAAAGAGCUUCUCCAAUGAGGACUUUGAUGAAGACGGGCUGGAAGAUCUGCCCUCUUCCACCUGUCGUCGUCGGACCGUAGGGCGCUGGAGGGGAGGCAACAACCGAAAGGCCAGUCAGACCAGCGUCUACCUGCAGGAAUGGGAUAUCCCGUAUGAGGAGCUGCAGCUUGGAGAGCUUGUAGGAAAGGGUCGUUGGGGGAAGGUGUUCAGGGGUCGCUGGCACGGCGAGGUAGCCAUUCGCCUUGUGGAAGUAGACGGCAAUAACCAGGAGCACCUGAAGCUUUUUAAGAAGGAGGUGAUGAACUACAGGCAAACUAGACAUGAAAAUGUUAUCCUGUUCAUGGGCGCCUGCAUGGCCCCACCUCAUCUUGCUAUUGUCACCAGUUUCUGUAAAGGGGUGCCUUUAUACUCUUUUGUAAGAGAAAGGGGUCAUUUGUUGGAUAUCAAUAACACCAGACAGAUUGCACAAGAAAUUGUAAAGGGAAUGGGCUAUCUGCAUGCCAAAGGCAUCGUUCAUAAAGAUCUAAAGUCUAAGAAUAUGUUCUAUGACUCCAACAGAGUAGUUAUAACAGAUUUUGGUCUAUUUGGGAUGUCUGGUGUGGUACAAGAAGGCAGAAGAAAGAGUGUGCUGAAGAUACCCCAAGGGUGGAUCAACUACCUGUCACCAGAGAUUGUUCGCGUGAUGAGCCCAGAAGUUGCUGAGGACCAGCUGCCUUUCUCGAAAGCUGCUGAUGUUUAUGCUUUUGGUACAAUCUGGUAUGAGCUGCAUUUCAGAGACUGGGCAAUCACCAACCAGCCUGUGGAAGCGCAAAUCUGGUUAGUGGGUAGCAAUGAGGGCAUAAAGAAGGUGCUGGCAGAUGCCAACCUGGGCAAGGAAGUUACGGAGAUCCUUUCUGCCUGCUGGUCUUUUGAAAGAGAGGACAGGCCGACCUUCACCCAGCUGGCUGGUAUGUUGGACAGGCUACCGAAACUGAACCGUCGGCUGUCCCACCCUGGACACUUCUAGAAGUCUCCUGAGUAUGUAUCAUAGAAAGUGGGACUCCAAGCAACAACCGACAGCUUCACUCCCACUGAUACAGUACAGAAAAAGGGAUUAUGAAACAGAAGGAAAAGUCACUUUUUUUUUGUAAAGAAAAAAAAUGAUUUUGUAAAUGAGAACUUUGACAAAGCUGUCUUGCAAUAUGUUGUUCAUAUACAAGAAGUGACUUUUUACUGCCGCGUUUGUAACUUUAAGAAGUGAGAUGCAAUUCUUCCUUUUAUGGUGUGGUAUGAUUUUUCACUGCUUAUUUCUUUUCAUUUUGUGAUGUCCGACUUCUAAAUAAUACCGGUAUUUCUCUUCA